GUGACAAAUAUUUUAUUUUCUCGUUACAACGAGACAAAUAUUUUAGGGUUUUGAAGAGUCUCCCUCUCGUUGCCGUUCUUCUUCCAAUCAACGGAAAUGGGUUUCUCAGCGAUUUGGAAUUCUCACCCUAAGAAGUACGGCCCUGGAUCUCGCACAUGCCGUGUUUGCGGGAACUCCCACGGGUUGAUUAGGAAGUAUGGUCUGAACUGCUGCAGACAGUGCUUCCGCAGCAAUGCCAAGGAGAUUGGCUUCAUCAAGUACCGUUGAUGUGGCACCAACCAGUUCAUGUUGGAUGCUUAUAAUAUACACAUGAUGGCAUCGAUGGAUUUUCCUUUGGUCGUCUUUCUAGUUUUGAUAUUAUGAAUUGAGAAUCUUUGUUUUACUUAUUUAUAUUUAAGUUGUUGAACCUUUCCCAAAGAUAGUUGUUGCCUUGUCUUAUAAAGCCUCAUGUCUUUGUUCUGAAGGUUGAAUGAUGAUGUUUGUCUUAGUAUUUUAUUGCUGUUUUAUUAGUCUACUAGUAUUAUACCCCGUGCAUAGCA
Messenger RNA from Eutrema salsugineum, 539 nucleotides. RefSeq names its product 40S ribosomal protein S29. Gene Ontology annotation, cellular component: cytosolic small ribosomal subunit; ribosome. Bases 97 to 267 code for a protein of 56 amino acids. Gene Ontology annotation, biological process: translation. Gene Ontology annotation, molecular function: structural constituent of ribosome; zinc ion binding. The record is from RefSeq and is a predicted model, not a curated record. NCBI's taxonomy places the organism in Eukaryota, Viridiplantae, Streptophyta, Magnoliopsida, Brassicales, Brassicaceae. The transcript is spliced from 3 exons.